Brassica napus (rape) is the source of this 7118-nucleotide messenger RNA. RefSeq names its product pre-mRNA-processing-splicing factor 8A-like. The transcript has a single exon. Gene Ontology annotation, biological process: spliceosomal tri-snRNP complex assembly; mRNA splicing, via spliceosome. The coding region runs from base 121 to 7083 and encodes 2320 amino acids. Gene Ontology annotation, molecular function: U1 snRNA binding; U5 snRNA binding; protein binding. NCBI's taxonomy places the organism in Eukaryota, Viridiplantae, Streptophyta, Magnoliopsida, Brassicales, Brassicaceae. The record is from RefSeq and is a predicted model, not a curated record. Gene Ontology annotation, cellular component: U5 snRNP; catalytic step 2 spliceosome.
UUGAAUAACCGCCUAAGCACACCGCCUCUGAGUUUUGUAUAUAACUACUACUCGUUUCCCUUGAUAAAGAAAAAAACAAAAAGCGACUCUGUUCAGCGUUUGGAUUCGAAAACACGAGCCAUGUCGAGCAACAACGAUGGUAUGCUCGAAGAGAAGUCUCGUAGAUGGACGCAGCUAAACUCGAAACGCUAUGGAGACAACAAGAGGAGGUUCGGACACGUGGAGACUCAAAAGGAAGACAUGCCUCCUGAGCACGUCAGGAAGAUCAUCAAGGACCACGGCGACAUGUCAUCGAAGAAAUUCACCCACGACAAACGCGUAUACCUAGGAGCACUCAAGUUCGUCCCUCACGCCGUCUUCAAGCUCCUUGAGAACGUGCCGAUGCCCUGGGAGCAGGUCCGUGACGUGAAGGUUCUGUACCACGUCACGGGAGCCAUCACGUUCGUGAACGAGAUCCCGUUGGUCGUGGAGCCUAUCUACAUGGCUCAGUGGGGAACCAUGUGGAUCAUGAUGCGGAGGGAGAAGCGGGACCGUCGCCACUUCAAGAGAAUGAGGUUUCCUCCCUUUGAUGACGAGGAGCCUCCUCUUGACUACUCGGAUAACUUGCUUGACGUGGAGCCUCUUGAACCGAUUCAGAUGGAGCUAGACGAGGAAGAAGAUUCCGCUGUGUACGCUUGGUUUUACGACCACAAGCCGCUUGUAAAGACCAAACUCAUCAACGGUCCUAGCUACAGGAGGUGGAAUCUCUCGCUUCCGAUUAUGGCGACGCUUCACAGGCUUGCGGGACAGUUGCUGUCUGAUAAUUUAAUCGAUCGGAACUACUUCUACUUGUUUGACAAGGAGUCUUUCUUCACAGCGAAGGCUUUGAACAUGUGUAUACCCGGCGGUCCUAAGUUUGAGCCUUUGUACAGAGAUAUGGACCAAGGGGAUGAGGAUUGGAAUGAGUUUAAUGACAUCACGAAGCUUAUCAUUCGCUCACCUUUGAGAACUGAAUACAGAAUAGCUUUUCCUCAUUUGUAUAAUAAUAGGCCGAGGAAGGUUAAACUAGGUGCGUAUCACAGCCCUAUGGUCAUGUAUAUAAAGACCGAGGAUCCUGAUCUUCCUGCUUUUUAUUAUGAUCCGUUGAUUCACCCAAUAAGCAGCAAUACUAAUAAAGAAAGGCGGAAAAGGAAAGUUUAUGAUGAUUAUGAUGAUGAGGAAGAGGAGGAUGAUUUUACGUUACCCGAAGGAGUGGAGCCUUUGCUAAAGGACACACAACUCUAUAGUGAAACUACAUCUGCUGGAAUCUCUUUGUUGUUUGCGCCACGGCCUUUCAACAUGAGGUCUGGGAGGACGCGGCGGUCCGAAGAUAUCCCACUGGUGUCAGAGUGGUUCAAGGAGCACUGUCCUCAGUCUUAUCCUGUUAAAGUUCGGGUCAGCCACCAAAAGCUCUUGAAAUGCUACGUGUUGAACGGUCUGCACAGUAGACCACCUAAGUCUCACAAGAAGAAGCAUUUAUUCCGCUCUCUCGCGGCUACAAAGUUUUUCCAAAGCACCGAACUGGACUGGGUCGAAGCGGGUCUGCAAGUCUGCCGGCAAGGGCAUAACAUGCUGAAUCUGCUGAUUCACCGCAAGGGUUUGAACUACUUGCAUCUCGACUACAACUUCAACUUAAAGCCAGUGAAGACUUUAACCACCAAAGAGAGGAAGAAGUCGCGUUUCGGGAACGCUUUCCAUCUCUGCCGGGAGAUCCUCCGCCUGACGAAGCUUGUAGUCGAUGCAAACGUCCAGUUCCGCCUCGGUAACGUAGACGCCUUCCAGCUGGCUGACGGGCUUCAGUAUAUUUUCUCCCACGUCGGCCAGCUGACGGGCAUGUACCGUUACAAGUACAGACUCAUGAGGCAGAUCAGGAUGUGCAAGGACUUAAAGCACUUGAUAUAUUACCGUUUCAACACCGGUCCCGUUGGUAAAGGACCAGGGUGUGGCUUCUGGGCUCCUAUGUGGAGGGUGUGGUUGUUUUUCCUACGAGGAAUAGUUCCUCUUCUCGAACGAUGGCUAGGGAACCUUCUCGGCCGUCAGUUCGAGGGGCGUCACUCUAAAGGAGUUGCGAAAACCGUCACGAAGCAGAGAGUCGAAAGCCAUUUCGAUCUGGAGCUUCGAGCUGCCGUCAUGCACGACGUUCUUGAUGCAAUGCCGGAAGGUAUCAGGAAAAAUAAAGCCAAGACGAUAUUACAACACCUUAGUGAGGCGUGGCGGUGCUGGAAAGCUAAUAUUGCUUGGAAGGUCCCUGGUUUGCCCGUACCUGUUGAGAAUAUGAUUCUUCGUUAUGUUAAGUCUAAGGCUGAUUGGUGGACGAACGUUGCUCACUACAACCGUGAGAGGAUCAGAAGAGGUGCUACAGUUGAUAAGACUGUUUGUAAGAAGAAUCUAGGAAGGCUGACUCGUCUUUGGCUAAAGGCGGAACAGGAACGGCAGCAUAAUUAUCUGAAAGAUGGUCCGUAUGUGACUUCGGAGGAAGCAGUGUCGAUUCAUACGACCACUUUUCAUUGGCUGAAGUCAAGGAAGUUCUCUCCGAUUCCGUUCCCUCCACUGUCAUACAAACACGACACGAAGAUUCUCAUCCUGGCGCUUGAGAGGCUGAAGGAAUCAUACGGUGGUGCUGUGAGGUUGAACCAGCAGCAGCGAGAGGAGCUUGGUCUGAUUGAGCAAGCUUACGACAACCCUCACGAAGCUCUGACGCGUAUCAAACGUCUUCUCCUCACGCAGCGUAACAUGAAAGAGGUUGGGAUACAGUUUAUGGAUCUAUACAGCUACUUGAUUCCAGUGUACGAGAUAGAUCCUCUGGAGAAGAUUACAGAUGCUUAUCUUGAUCAGUACUUGUGGUACGAGGCUGAUAAGCGCGGCUUGUUUCCGAACUGGAUCAAGCCAGCAGACUCUGAGCCGCCGCCGCUUCUGGUUUACAAGUGGUGUCAAGGUAUCAAUAACUUGCAAGGCGUAUGGGACACGAGUGAUGGGCAGUGUGUGGUGAUGCUCCAGACCAAGUUCGAAAAGCUCUUUGAGAAGAUUGAUAUUACUAUGUUGAACAGGCUUCUCCGUUUGAUUCUUGACCACAAUCUUGCAGAUUACAUGUGCGCCAAGAACAACGUGCUUCUGGCUUACAAGGAUAUGAGUCAUACCAACUCUCACGGUCUGAUCAGAGGACUCCAGUUUGCGUCGUUUGUCGUUCAGUUUUACGGACUGUCUCUUGAUCUCUUGCUUCUCGGUUUGACUCGAGCUAAUGAGAUCGCUGGACCGCCGCAGACGCCUAACGAGUUUAUGACGUUUUGUGAUACAAAAGUGGAGACGUGUCAUCCCAUAAGGAUGUACGCUCGGUACAUAGACAGAGUUCAUAUAGUGUUUAAAUUUACACACGAGGAGGCACGUGAUCUUAUCCAGCGGUAUCUCACGGAGCAUCCCGAUCCCAACAAUGAGAACAUGGUGGGAUACAAUAACAAAAAGUGCUGGCCAAGAGAUGCGAGGAUGAGGCUGAUGAAACACGAUGUUAAUCUCGGUAGAAGCGUGUUCUGGGGCAUUAAGGACAUUCUGCCUCGGAGCAUCACGACUUUGGAGUGGGAGAAUGGUUUCGUCUCUGUGUACAGCAAGGAUAAUCCCAACCUUCUCUUCAGCAUGUGUGGGUUCGAAGUUCGGAUACUUCCAAAAAUCAGGACAGCCCAAAGCAAUGCUAAAGAUGGUGUGUGGAAUCUGCAGAAUGAACAGACCAAGGAGAGGACUGCGGCUGCGUUUCUCCGGGUCGACGAUGAGCACAUGAAGGCGUUUGAGAAUCGUGUGAGGCAGAUUCUCAUGUCUUCAGGAUCAACAACUUUCACCAAGAUAGUCAAUAAAUGGAACACAGCUCUGAUCGGUCUCAUGACUUACUUUCGCGAAGCCACUGUCCACACGCAAGAGCUUUUGGAUCUUCUCGUCAAGUGUGAGAACAAAAUCCAGACGAGGAUCAAGAUAGGGCUGAACUCAAAGAUGCCUAGCCGGUUUCCUCCCGUUGUCUUCUACGCUCCAAAGGAACUCGGCGGGCUGGGAAUGUUGUCGAUGGGCCAUAUCUUGAUCCCGCAAAGCGACCUCAAGCACAGCAAGCAGACGGACGUUGGUGUAACCCACUUUAGAAGCGGGAUGAGCCACGAGGAAGACCAGCUCAUACCAAACUUGUACCGUUAUAUACAGCCAUGGGAAAGCGAGUUUAUCGACUCGCAGCGCGUGUGGGCAGAGUACGCUUUAAAGAGACAAGAAGCACAAGCCCAAAACAGGCGUCUUACAUUAGAAGAUCUUGAAGACUCUUGGGAUAGAGGGAUCCCUCGUAUCAACACACUGUUUCAGAAGGACAGGCAUACUCUAGCAUAUGAUAAAGGCUGGAGGGUGCGGACCGAGUUUAAGCAGUACCAAGUCCUGAAACAAAACCCAUUCUGGUGGACACACCAGAGGCAUGACGGGAAGCUGUGGAACUUGAACAACUACCGAACCGAUGUUAUACAAGCUCUCGGAGGCGUAGAGGGUAUCCUCGAGCAUACCCUCUUCAAGGGGACUUACUUCCCAACGUGGGAGGGUCUUUUCUGGGAGAAGGCGUCUGGUUUCGAGGAGUCGAUGAAGUACAAGAAGCUGACGAACGCACAGAGGUCUGGUCUUAACCAGAUUCCGAAUAGAAGAUUCACUCUCUGGUGGUCUCCGACGAUUAACCGGGCGAAUGUUUACUUGGGUUUCCAGGUGCAGUUGGACCUGACGGGAGUGUUCAUGCAUGGAAAGAUUCCUACGCUGAAGAUAUCUUUGAUUCAGAUAUUCCGUGCUCAUUUAUGGCAAAAGAUCCACGAGAGUGUUGUCAUGGAUCUUUGCCAAGUGCUGGACCAUGAGCUGGAGGCUUUGGAGAUAGAGACUGUCCAGAAGGAGACUAUUCAUCCGAGGAAGAGUUACAAGAUGAACAGUUCUUGCGCUGAUGUACUUCUAUUCGCUUCAGGUAAAUGGCCAAUGUCCAAACCUAGCCUGCUCGCCGAGUCGAAAGACGCCUUCGACCAGAAGGCGAGUAACAAGUACUGGAUCGAUGUGCAGCUUCGAUGGGGAGAUUACGACUCCCACGAUAUCGAGCGUUACACCAGGGCUAAGUUUAUGGACUACACAGCGGAUAGCAUGUCUAUCUAUCCGUCUCCGACGGGUGUAGUGAUUGGGAUUGAUCUGGCGUAUAACUUGCAUUCAGCGUUUGGUAAUUGGUUCCCUGGUUCGAAGCCUCUUGUGACUCAAGCGAUGAACAAGAUUAUGAAGGCGAAUCCGGCUCUACACGCGUUGAGGGAUAGGAUAAGGAAAGGUUUGCAGUUGUACUCGUCCGAGCCCACGGAGCCGUACUUGUCGUCUCAAAACUAUGGGGAGAUAUUCAAUAAUCAGAUUAAGUGGUUUGUUGAUGAUACUAAUGUCUACCGCGUCACGAUUCACAAGACUUUCGAGGGGAAUCUAACGACUAAGCCGAUCAACGGUGCGGUUUUUGUUUUCAAUCCGAGAACUGGACAGCUGUUUUUGAAGGUUAUCCACACGAGUGUUUGGGCUGGUCAGAAGCGUUUGGGACAGUUGGCGAAGUGGAAAACUGCUGAAGAGGUUGCUGCGCUUGUGAGGUCUCUACCUGUUGAAGAACAGCCGAAGCAGAUCAUUGUCACACGUAAAGGAAUGCUGGAUCCGUUAGAGGUUCACUUGCUUGACUUCCCAAACGUUGUUAUCAAGGGAAGCGAGCUUCAGCUUCCGUUCCAGGCUUGUCUCAAGAUUGAGAAGUUCGGCGAUAUGAUUCUGAAGGCGACGGAGCCGAAGAUGGUUUUGUUCAAUAUCUAUGAUGAUUGGUUGAAGAGUGUUUCUUCUUAUACCUGCUUUUCGAGACUUAUUCUGAUCCUACGUGCGCUUCAUGUGAAUAACGAGAAGGCUAAGAUGUUGUUGAAGCCGGACAAGUCUGUUGUCACUGAGCCGCAUCACAUCUGGCCAUCACUCACCGAUGAACAAUGGGUGAAGGUGGAGGUAGCACUAAGAGAUUUAAUCCUUUCUGACUAUGCGAAGAAAAACAACGUCAACACUUCCGCUCUAACUCAAUCGGAGAUGAGAGAUAUUAUUCUAGGAGCUGAGAUCACUCCGCCGUCUCAACAGAGGCAACAGAUAGCUGAGAUUGAGAAACAAGCCAGCCAGGUUAUCGCAGUCACAACGAAAACGAGAAACGUUCAUGGAGACGAGCUCAUCGUCUCCACCGUCACCCCCUACGAGCAAGCAGCGUUUAGCUCCAAGACGGACUGGCGCGUGCGUGCAAUAUCAGCAACCAACCUCUACCUAAGAGUCAACCACAUCUACGUGAACUCAGACGGCGUGAACGAGUCCGGAUACACGUACAUCAUGCCGAAGAACCUCCUGAAGAGGUUCAUAUGCGUAGCGGAUCUCCGCACCCAAAUAGCUGGAUACUUGUACGGUAUCAGCCCUCCGGAUAACCCUCGAGUGAAGGAGAUUCGUUGCGUUGUGAUGGUGCCGCAGCGGGGAAGCUCCCAGGCUGUUCACUUGCCGUUGUCUCUCCCUGAGAAUGAUUUGUUAAACGAUCUCGAGCCCUUGGGGUGGUUGCACACGCAGCCCAACGAGCUCCCGGAGCUCUCGCCGCAGGAUGUUGUCUCUCAUUCACGGAUUCUGGAGAUGAACAAGAAGCAGUGGGAUGGAGAAAAAUGCAUUGUCAUGACGUGUAGUUUUACUCCGGGCUCGUGCUCUUUGACGGCUUAUAAGCUGACUCAAAGUGGAUAUGAAUGGGGACGAGUCAACCAGGACGCAGGUGGGAGGAGCGAUCCUCGGGGUUAUGUUCCAACGCAUUAUGAGAAGGUUCAGAUGCUGUUGAGUGAUCGUUUUCUUGGGUUUUAUAUGGUUCCUGAAAACGGAUCUUGGAAUUAUAAUUUUAUGGGAACUAAGCAUGCGGUGGAUAUGAAGUACAGCGUUAGACUUGGAUACCCGAAGGAGUACUUUGACGUGGAGCAUCGACCUACUCAUUUCUUGGAGUUUAGUAGCAUGGAGGAUGCUGAAAUGGCUGAGGGAGAUCGAGAGGACAUCUUUGGUUGACUUUAUUUCUCUACAAUACACUUUUUGUAGACUUG